Dromaius novaehollandiae (emu) is the source of this 1881-nucleotide messenger RNA. RefSeq names its product CD59 molecule (CD59 blood group) (gene CD59). Lineage: Eukaryota; Metazoa; Chordata; Aves; Casuariiformes; Dromaiidae. The record is from RefSeq and is a predicted model, not a curated record. The coding region runs from base 124 to 483 and encodes 119 amino acids. The transcript has 4 exons.
UGCGGGGUGGUCGGGCCGCGCUCCGCCCCGGGGCGGAGCAGCUGCGGGAGGCGACGCCACCGACCUGCCAGUCGGCGCGGGGCUGCUCGGCGCGGCGGCGGGUUCGCGGAGCAGGGAAGAAGCAUGGUCAAGAUGAAUUGCAUCCUGUUAACUGUCUGCAUUGUUCUGGUUGCUUUCUGUAGUUCUGGUUUUACUCUAAGAUGCUACCACUGUGAGAACAGUCCUACCUUGUGCAAGACCAAUAGUACUUGCUUAUCUACUGAAGAUACUUGCCUGCAGAUGAAAUUUGGUAAAUUGAGAACUUUCUCCUGCUGGAAGACAUCCCAGUGCAAUGUGAAUGAUAUUGCUGUAUUCUUUCAGUUGGAUAAUUUCGAUUACUUUUGCUGCCAACGAGACUUGUGCAACAAGAGCCCAAUUACUGGGGUUAACAAAGCAGCUUUCAGUAUUGCCUCUGUAAUUACUGUGAUAUGGAUGCUUCUCUAACAACCCUGAUUUGUAUACUGCACUUUCAAGCUGAAGUUAUACACAUUUUCACAUUUUUAGUUCCUAACUGUAGACUGGAAUACUACCUUGUAAUGUUAAAUUCUGUUUCUUAGGGUUCUUUCUGUUAAAUUACUGUAUACAUUCAUCUGGAAGAGAUGUAUAUUGUUAUCAGAUGCAGGGAAUUCAGGUGUUUUGGCAUGCCAUAUGCAUGGGGAAAAUAAUGUUGUUCUGAAAUAGUGUUACCUUGUGGAGAAGCCGGGCAGACUUGGGUGGCAGAUGCAGUGAGAAGGGAAAAAUUGUAAUUAUUUUUGGUUGAGAUUUCUGGGUUUUUUGUUUGUUUGUUUUUUGGAUGCUACCUUGUUGCACACUGGACAAUAAGUAGUGUUGGCCUGAAGUAUAAACUUGUUGCACUGUUCAUGGCAAGUGCUGAAAUAUUUAGUUUGAACUUAGGUAAACUCUUUGUUCCUAACAGAGUAUCACUUUUUUUCCCCCCUUUUUACAAAUGAAUAAUGGAACCUUGUAAGUACUGUUAUUUUUGGAGAAAGCAUCUGAAGUUCUUAAACCAAAAGCUAAGUAACGCUAUAAGCAAGGAACACUUUUCCUCUUUUUAUAUUUUUGUGAGCAUGUAGACAACACUGAACUAGCUUCUUUUGUAAACUUCUGUUUUCAGUUCUGCUUGUAUUUCCUCCUGUAUUGAGGAUUUAAGCUAAGCAUGUGCUUUGCACUGAAUAUUUCUUGGUAUAACUGAAAAUGUUUAUAAAAUGCUAAGGAAUUUAAAUGGCACAUCUAGUUUAUUUUCCCAUGUGGAUAGCUCUUGGUUUUGUUGAAAACAAAACAGAUAAAGCUUCUACAUAAGUAUAUUAAACAAAAAGUUGCAGAACUUUAUAUUUUGACUUUUAUGCAACUCUAAGUGCCAACACAAUAUGUAUACACACACACACAUAUAUAUAUAUAUAGCAUGAAGAAAAAUGCUCAGUUUGUAUAUGUAAGAGUUUUAGAGCUCAAAUAUUCUGUACAUUGUUCUGACCCAUAGUGAUGGAGAGAGACCUUUGAUACUUCAGUACUUAGGGACCCUCUCAGUCAGGGCUAAUGACAAAUCCUCCUUUUCUAUCUUGGAGCUCUUGGCAUGAAGUACCUGCUUGUCUCUGCAGGAGCAGUGGUGCGUUGCCAAUGGCAUUUUCCCUGUCUGAGCAGCUUUGCUUGUGCUAUCCUGGCUUCCGUGACACCAGUUCACUCAGUCAUGACAAGGGCGGGGGGUAUAGGGCUGUGUUACUUCAAAUCCAUUCUGUAAUAUCUCUUAGUUAAGCUUAUUUUCGCUACAGAAACAUCCUGGGAUCUGUCUAAUCACUCCAAAUGAAAGUUGUGAUGUCUUUGAUUAAUAAAAAUAUGAAAAAGAAA